Pangasianodon hypophthalmus (striped catfish) is the source of this 1732-nucleotide messenger RNA. It is a transcript of the gene rab4a, whose product is annotated as RAB4a, member RAS oncogene family. The record is from RefSeq and is a predicted model, not a curated record. Gene Ontology annotation, molecular function: GTP binding; GTPase activity. Lineage: Eukaryota; Metazoa; Chordata; Actinopteri; Siluriformes; Pangasiidae. The transcript has 8 exons. Bases 142 to 783 code for a protein of 213 amino acids. Gene Ontology annotation, biological process: regulation of endocytosis; Rab protein signal transduction. Gene Ontology annotation, cellular component: endosome.
UUACGUUGAAAAUUGUAACCGGAAGUGUGCGGCCUGUGAAUUCUAGCAGGAUGCGCGGAUCCCGCUGAGGGAUUUUCCCUUUAUUUACUAUCCUCUUCGACUGCGCUGAGAAAAAAUAGCUAUCUGAAAUAAACGUCUGCCAUGUCCGAGACAUACGAUUUCCUGUUUAAGUUCCUCGUUAUCGGGAAUGCAGGAACUGGAAAAUCAUGUCUCCUUCACCAGUUCAUAGAGAAGAAAUUCAAAGAUGACUCAAAUCAUACAAUCGGAGUGGAGUUUGGCUCUAAGAUCAUCAAUGUGGUCAACAAAUUUGUCAAACUCCAGAUUUGGGACACAGCAGGACAGGAACGGUUCAGAUCUGUAACACGAAGCUAUUACCGAGGGGCAGCAGGAGCUCUCCUAGUCUAUGACAUCACCAGUCGGGAGACAUAUAAUGCUCUGACCAACUGGCUGACAGAUGCCAGGAUGUUAGCCAGUCAGAACAUUGUUAUAAUACUGUGUGGCAAUAAGAAGGACCUGGAUGCUGAUCGGGAGGUCACCUUUCUGGAGGCAUCUCGCUUCGCUCAGGAGAAUGAGCUCAUGUUUCUAGAGACCAGUGCUUUAACAGGGGAAAAUGUGGAAGAGGCAUUUGUCCAGUGUGCACGCAAAAUCCUCAACAAAAUAGAAUCAGGUGAGCUGGAUCCAGAGAGGAUGGGUUCAGGGAUUCAGUAUGGCGAUGCAGCGCUACGGCAGCUUCGUUCCCCGAGACGAGCUCAGGCUGAGAGCGUGCAGGAGUGUGGUUGUUAGAGCCCAACAGCCAGAAAAUGUUUUGUAAAGACUAUUUUGGGAAUGGGACGACAGACCCAAAACAGUGGAGAAACUCUUCCCUCUCCUUCCUUUUUCUUCGGUUCAGACAAGUCUGAGAUCUUGGGACGCCGCCCUGCUCUAAAACAACCCGGGCCGAGGCAAAGACACCAACCGAGGAUGAUGAAUGUAGGCCGUUGCUGAACGUUCUGCACUGAGCUUGACCCACUUAACCCUCUAUUUCCUGUCCUACUCCCAUUAAAGUAUUUAGGUCUUGUGUAAAGAAGAACUUAAAUCAUUAUUUUGAAGCAUGUUUAUGGACUGCAUUUCCAUAACUUGAAUGAUUAGGUUUUAUCAGCUCAGGAGUGCUUUUUGGUUAGGUCAUAUCAGCUGAAAACCUUUACUUUAAUUUCUGCAGAUGACAGAUGUAUCAUUUGAUCAGGUAAAGUAAUAUACUGAUAUAUACAUAUAUACAUACAUACACACACACACACACACACACACACAUAUAUAUAUAUAUAUAUAUAUAUAUAUAUAUAUAUAUAUAUAUAUAUAUAUAUAUAUAUAUAUAUAUAUAUAUAUAUAUAUAUAUAUAUAUACACACAUACAUACAUACCAUGUUUUAUAAAUGUGAUUGCUUUCUUUGGAAAGCAUGCACUGUUCUUUAAUUCCAUUGUUUUGCUUUUACUUUAUUUUUGCACUUAUAUACAACAUAUAUCAGAAGUUAUGUUACUUUUAAAACCUGGAAUGUCAAAUUAUAGUAUAUACUGAGUCACAGACCUAUCUUCUAUUCAUAUAUAGUAGUGAAAAAUAUAAAAAAUGAAAUACAUUGACAAGUCACUGUUACAUAGUGUUACCUUACACAGCAUACUUAAAUGCUGUUGUCCUGUUUGAAAAUGUUCAUUUGACUAACUCAUGCCAAGUGUUAUUAAACAUAGUAUCACAUUUAUAA